This is a messenger RNA of Megalobrama amblycephala (Wuchang bream), 1348 nucleotides long. RefSeq names its product glycine cleavage system protein H (aminomethyl carrier), a (gene gcsha). NCBI's taxonomy places the organism in Eukaryota, Metazoa, Chordata, Actinopteri, Cypriniformes, Xenocyprididae. Gene Ontology annotation, cellular component: cytoplasm; mitochondrion; glycine cleavage complex. The coding region runs from base 42 to 566 and encodes 174 amino acids. The transcript has 5 exons. The record is from RefSeq and is a predicted model, not a curated record. Gene Ontology annotation, biological process: glycine decarboxylation via glycine cleavage system; protein lipoylation.
GAGGUGCGCCGGCGUCCAUUGUUAUUUGCGUACGAGGAAUAAUGGCGAUGUGCACAAUAUUACGAUGUGCUUCUGUUAGUUUGACCUCCUCUCUACCUCGACUCUCAAACAGAAUCGCCGUGACUCCAACUACACUACUGGCGAGGACAUGCUAUAAAAGGUUCCUGAACACAACCACUACAUUUCGCGCAGCACUGAAGUUCACAGACAAACACGAGUGGGUUCGCGUGGACAGUGGUGUGGCAACAGUGGGCAUCAGUAAUUUUGCUCAGGAGGCACUGGGGGACGUGGUCUACUGUGGUCUACCUGAAGUUGGCACAAAGUUAUCACAGUCAGAUGAAUUCGGUACUCUGGAGAGUGUUAAAGCAGCGAGUGAGUUGUACUCUCCUCUAACGGGGGAGGUGACUGAUGUCAAUGAUGCCCUGGCAGACAACCCUGGACUGGUCAACAAGUCUUGCUAUAAAGAUGGUUGGCUCAUGAAGAUGACUCUAUCUGUUCCUGAGGAAUUAAAUGGACUGAUGGAUGAAGCCGCUUAUGAGAGAUACAUCAAAUCUAUAGAGGACUAGAGUGUUCUGCUGACAUGUUGCAUAUGGGGGAGAAUUUAAAAAGAAUCAAUUAAGAAAUGUUUAUUUCUUCAUCAAAUACAUUUUGUUUGUAGUUGAUUUAGUUUAGAUAUUCUUCUAAAUAUAUUUUCCCUUCAAGCCACACCCAGUCAAUAGAGGGGACCACAUGGUCACAACAUUAUGCACUACGCUUGGAAAGCAACAAGCAGACCUGGUUGGAUUGAUCCAGUCAUUUUCUAGCCACAGAGAUUUGAAGAUCAUGUACAGCCUAUGUAACAGUCUCAUCUCUUUUGUAGAUGUCACACUUUUCCUGUGGAAGCUUGUCAUUGCUUGGAAUAAGCUACAAAUAAAGUAUGGAAGUAUGAAUAACACUUAAUGAGGACAGAUAUGAAAUCUGAUGAAAUCUUUUUGGUUUUGAGGAAUCAUAAUUGAGUGAAAGUGAUUAACAUCAUUAAUUAACAUCAUUAAAUUACUAUUUAAAACUCUUACCUGAUUUAAAUGGUUUUAUUGCAUUAGAAAUGUUGCAUUUGGAGUCAAAUGUGCUUCUCAGAGAUGUAAUGUAUGAAAUAUAGAACCCAAUGUCUGCAAAUGAAUUGUUCUUGUUUUGAGAAAUACAUUUUAAAGAAGUCAAAUAUGUUAAAUAUCGGACCAUUUUCAACACUAUGAUGAAUGUCUAACAAGCUAAGAAAUUUGUUCAUGUUGCAUUUAUAGUGAACAUGAAAACAAAAUGUACCCUAUUUACUUCCUAUUGCUUGUGAGUCAAAAUAAAUGUCAAAGGUCUCUGA